GCUCAUUGCAUCUUCUAGAAACUUACCAGGGUCAACAGAACACGGCGAAACUGAUGGUUUGCAUCGACAUGAUCUCUUCUCUCUUUGACGACCACCGCAUCACCCAUUUGACAUAAUGCACCCACACACACCAGGAAUUACCGCUGGGAUUCUAAACCAAGAUUGACUUGGUCUAACAUGUGUACAGUAUAGUUGACAGCUGAGCCCUGGAACAGGCGCGCGCAUCGGGAGGAUGUCGAUCAGUGAAGGAACAUCUACGCGCCAAGUCACUACACCAGAUCUCCCUCCAAGAAAAACGCGAGGCGGCAAAGUCCCCUGGAAAAUAAACUUUACUACUUCAGUUCGUGAAAGUGAGGUAGCAGGGCUGCUCCGAUAGUAUACUCUUUGGCUUGAAGGGUCCACUCCACUAGGUAUCUCACCAGAAUCCGCACCGUAUCGCAACCGUGGAAAUAGAAUGGUGAUAAUCAAUACUAAACUACAAGUAACUCUGGGUAAGGAUUUUUCUUCUCUUUAUUGGGUUUGUUUCUGCUAUUUUUCAUUUCAUUUUUCUUUGUCUAUUUUGGUGCGAGUUACGCAGUCAAGUAAUAUAGAUCGCCAAAGAUGGGGGAUAUUAUUGGAGAGGGUAAAGCAAAUAUAUAUUGUACUGCCUCUAUAGAUAGAAUACACCAUACUCCGUACAAAUCUACGCUUUAAUUAGGUUAUGCCAGAGCUUGAUUACAUUUUUACCAUCACAGACUAGAAUUGCACGAAUAUUUGGAAGCGUAAACUUGAAUAUUGAUUAAAGAUACUACUACAUACCGCGAACAUUGCGCUGGACGGUCUACUAGUAGGUGGGCGCGUAAAUGGUCGAGUGUAAACAUGACUUAGUCAGCAGAGCACA
Molecule: messenger RNA, 880 nt
Organism: Aspergillus pseudotamarii
Lineage: Eukaryota; Fungi; Ascomycota; Eurotiomycetes; Eurotiales; Aspergillaceae
Exons: 1
Coding region: 455-655 (66 amino acids)
Source: RefSeq, a predicted model, not a curated record